Molecule: messenger RNA, 1220 nt
Organism: Anoplopoma fimbria (sablefish)
Lineage: Eukaryota; Metazoa; Chordata; Actinopteri; Perciformes; Anoplopomatidae
Gene: echdc1
Product: enoyl CoA hydratase domain containing 1
Exons: 8
Coding region: 69-1004 (311 amino acids)
Biological process (GO): fatty acid beta-oxidation
Cellular component (GO): cytosol
Molecular function (GO): enoyl-CoA hydratase activity
Source: RefSeq, a predicted model, not a curated record
AUUGUCAUUUAGCAAGAAAACAUUUUGACUUGCCACAGGAAAAGGACAAGUGUAUAUCAUAAAGUUAGAUGGUACUGUGUGCAGUGAGUCGGCAACUCCUAAGGAGCAGCAGCCACUGUGCAGCCUGGGCCAGGCUGCUGCAGAGACAGAGCAGGGGUUGUGUGUACUCCAGCGUCCAUGGCUUCAACCAGGAGGAGAUCACAGAGAAGCUGCAGGCCUUUCCUGGUGGCUCCAUUGACCUUCUCAAACAGGAGUCUGGCAUCGCUGUGCUGACCAUCAACUACCCCUCCCGCAUGAAUGCCUUCUCCGGCAGUAUGAUGGUGGAGCUGGAGGAGAGGGUGAGCCAGCUGGAGAGCUGGAUGGACGGUAAAGGCCUCAUUGUUCGGGGUGCUGAUGGGACUUUCUGCUCUGGAUCGGACCUCAAUGCUGUCCGGGCGAUAUCUAACCCACAGGACGGGAUGAAGAUGUGUAUGUUCAUGCAGAAUGCUCUUACAAGACUACUCAGGCUGCCUCUGAUCUCUGUUGCUCUGGUGGAGGGGAGAGCGCUGGGAGGAGGUGCAGAACUCACCACUGCCUGUGAUUUCAGAUUAAUGGCACCUGGCAGUGUGAUUCAGUUUGUCCAUAAACACAUGGGCCUGGUCCCUGGCUGGGGCGGGGCCGCUCGACUGAGCCGCAUCGUCGGAAGCCAGAACGCCCUGAGGCUGCUUGGUGGAGCUCUAAAAGUGGAUCCCGAACUUGGCCUGGAGAUCGGACUGGCAGAUGGAGUACUGGAGGUCCCAAAGGCAGAGGAGGGUGCAGGGAUUCUCCUACAGCAGGCUGAAAACUGGCUCAGUCACUAUACAAAAGGAGCUGCCCCAGUGAUCCAGGCUGUGAAGAAGGUAGUGUUGUCAGGGAGAGAGCUCCCUCUGACGGAGGCUCUGAGGACUGAGAAGGAUGUCUUUGGGACGGUGUGGGGCGGGGAGGCUAACCUGCAGGCUCUGGCCAGCAAGUCCAAACACAGAUGAACUCCUAAGAGCUUCUCAGAUCAGCUAAGAAGCCCAGUCCAGGUCAAGAUUGUGUGGAGAACUGCUACAGACUGAGUCUUCAUUGACAUUGAUUUACUUAAUUCUUUGAUGUGCUGAAGCCAGUAACAACACUUCUCAUGUAAUAAGCAGAAUGCUGUGUGUAGAAUGUGGACUCUGGGAAUGUAGAGAUAUGUGAUAAAAGGUUUUUUCUUUGUU